Xenopus tropicalis (tropical clawed frog) is the source of this 2283-nucleotide messenger RNA. It is a transcript of the gene lysmd1, whose product is annotated as LysM, putative peptidoglycan-binding, domain containing 1. The transcript has 3 exons. The record is from RefSeq and is marked provisional. The coding region runs from base 235 to 891 and encodes 218 amino acids. Lineage: Eukaryota; Metazoa; Chordata; Amphibia; Anura; Pipidae.
CUGUGCUGGGGGUAUUGGGGCAGCUUUUAGCCCAGCCCAACCCCCUUGGGCAAACCCCUGUCAGUGCUGUCAUGUGAUACUAAUGAAUUCUCCCUUUUUCUUUCAGUCUGAUUGAAUUAGUAGCCCAGCAUGUGACUGAGGGCUGCAGGGACUCCAUCUCUGCCUCCACUUCUGCCUCCACCUCUGCCCAGUCAGACAAUGUAUAGUUAACUUGCCCUUUAGAGCUCACAAGCCAUGGCAUCCAACUCUGGGCACAGAGACUCUGGGCUUCUCCAUGGAACCAGGACCCGUUCCUAUGGCAGCCUAGUCCAGUCGCCCUAUUCACCGGCCCGGAUCCGCAAACUGGAGCACCAGGUCCAGCCCGGGGACACACUGCAGGGCUUGGCACUCAGAUACGGCGUCACGAUGGAGCAGAUCAAGCGAGCCAACAGGCUCUACACAAACGACUCCAUAUUCCUCAAGAAGUCCCUUUGCAUCCCGGUGCUGGCCGACCAAUUGCAUCUCUCCGACGACCAGAAUUCUCAGGACGGUUCAGGGGCCGAAGGGUCUCCCAUACAGCAGCAGCCGGAGAGGGGCGAGAAGCAGAAGAGCCGACACCAUGCUGCCCAGAAGGACGAGAUGUCGCCAUUGGACUUCAUGAGCAGGUUGGACACCAACAUCCGUGUUUCCAAGAGGGCGGCGGUGAAGAAACUCCGGGAAGGGGAGUCCUUCACCACGGAAGAUGAGCCUACGGCGGGCAGCGCCGGGGGUUAUCAGUCGCCCAACCGCACCCCUUCCAGCCAGUCUUCCCCGCAGACCCAGCAGCGCUCUCUCCUGGGCCCCGUGCCGCUCACCAUCACCACGCGGGCAUCCACCAUCAGAGAUCACGAGGACGAGAUAUUCAAACUCUGACCCCGCCCCCAGUGAAAAAAGUCUACGCUUCGUAUUUUUUAUUUUUUUUUAACAAAGGCAAAAAGUUUACAAGGAAGGCGAAAACGCUGUAAAAUGCAACGACUGGUACUACUGUGCGUGAGCCUCCGAACAAGCGCCCCAAGUGCCCGCCCCGGGUCUUUACGGUUCAGGGAGUGUGAUCUUUUUAUGUGUGUGUGUGUGAAUGGCGGAACUGGUUCGUUUAUUUAUUGCGAAUGUCCGAGACGCCGGGUUUAUUCCUAUAGAAUCAGUCACUGGAUUUGUUCCGCAGGGGGCGGAACUGGGGGCGUGAGCAGCUCCUUCUCCUGCCGGCCAAUGGGACGAGACGAUGGCCACGAUAUCGAAAGACAGCACUUUGCGGUUGCCCUUUAUCUGCGCUAUUAAAGGGCCGACUAUUUGUAAGAUAAAAGGCAUCCGUGUUUCCGUGUGUUCCGUGUUUCCAGUCUAAAAGGCAGAUGGGGCAUUAAUAUGCAUCUAAACUGCCCCACAGCGCCCUCUAGUUCUCUAAAGAAAAACUUAAUUACAGAUGCGAGAGAACUGACCAAUGAGAGAACUGUGUCAGCCAUCUUGCUUUUAUCUUACAUACAGUGAUUAUUCUGUUAUUCUGGCUUGAAAACUAGGCCGGAACUGGCAGAAGCCCAGUCAGGGGUCUAUAUAGGUCGAGGUUACUCCACACCGAGUUAGGCCCUGUUAGGUCAGAGCAUUUAGCUAGCUUCAAAAUCCAAGUCUCUGGUUACCCCCCUUACUUGCCCAUUGACAGGGUUGGACUGAGCCUGUGGGGCACCUGGGUAAACACAGUGGGCCCCACCCCCAUAGGCCCCACAGCCUCCACCGAUCCAGUCCUCAAUCUCCUCCUCCAUCAUGGCCACAAGGAGGCCAGGUUUCGGGGGCCCCCAGACAGUAUCCGGACACCCCAAUCCAACCAUGCCCAUUAAUAGCACCAGUAGGGGCCAAACAAAGACUCCAUAUGGAUAUACAGGGUACUAAAAGGAGCAACAUUUGCACGGGUCUAGUAACCAGUAGCAACCAAUUAGCUAUUGGUUUUUAAACAGUGGUCCAGCUGCCUGCUGAUUGCUAGAUCAGUAGAAAGCUUUGCAUCCUUCAUUGCAUUAUCCCUUUAGCACUGUUACAGAGCUUCUGUAUGAUACACAACAGAUAGCAACACAUAUAUAACAUUGUCAUAGAUUAUUAAUCACAAUUAAUCAAUUAAUGUCAUUUGUUACUGCUUACCUUGCUAUUCAGUCCAUCUACUAUUGUCCGUCUACUGUGAAUUCCAAACCGCUACCUGGUUGCUAGUAUAAUUAAGCCCUAGCUGGGAGCUGGACAAUAGAUAAUAAAUAUAAUUUAAACACUAUCAAUAAAAAAAAAAAAAAA